CUCGCCCGCCUCCAAUUGCUCAUAGCAUCAUCAGCUUCGAUUUCAAUUGCAUCGCGACGACGGAAUCCAACUACAUUCGGAACUCUUUAUACCCCUAAACAUCUACUUCGUGUCAUCGUUGAACGAGUCCACAAUGCGUACCGCCCAAUUGCUCGCUCUCUCCGGCCUCAUGCUCAUGAGCAACGUCGCCAUGGGCGCCGAGCUGGACCACGACGACGUGCCCAAUCGCUGCUGGAGAGUCUGCGGCCCGGUGGUAGGGAUCGCUCACAAAUGCGACAAUAUACACGAGAGUGACCGCGCCGAGAUGAAGUGUAUCUGCGACUGGCAUCACGCACCAACCUUGAUCCCUCUCUGCGAGGCCUGUAUCGCGGAGUAUCGCAGCGAGCGCAACAACAGGGACCAUGAUGAUGACGAUGACGAUGAUGAUCGCGACCCCCACCACAACGAUGCCUACGAUAUCCUCAGGUCUUGCUCCCUGUCAACAACCAGCUACAACCCAACUGCCGCAGCGUCCGCCGUUAGCUCCGCAAGCACCGAUGCCACCGAUACAACCCCAACUGCAACCCCAACCGGCAUCGCCGACUCCACGAAUGGUGGUUCCUCGGGUGGUUCCUCGGGUAUUUCCAACAGCAAUUUGGCGAGUAACACCAACACUGCGACUAGCGCCCAGAACACCGACAAUGCGGCGUCUGCAUAUUCAACCCCCAAGGCUGCUUCCUUGGCUGCUGUUGUCGGACUAGGCUUUCUUGCUUGGCUGUGAGCAUCUCAUCACAUGAUGACAUUACGAGGUUGAAUACGGUCGGACGGGAGAGAGUGGAGGAAUAAUAUGGGAUAUGGAUUCACUGCGUCGAGUGGAUAUAUGGAUAUGGGAGAUUGAGAUCUAUAUUUACGUUUCAUGCCUCUCCUUUAUAUACCCGGCUGGAUUUGAAGUAUGUUUACUCUGUUAUGUCCUACAUUUUAUGACUUAUCGUGUGCGAUAUUCUGAAUCACUCCUU
Aspergillus pseudonomiae is the source of this 995-nucleotide messenger RNA. RefSeq names its product putative GPI anchored protein. Lineage: Eukaryota; Fungi; Ascomycota; Eurotiomycetes; Eurotiales; Aspergillaceae. Bases 134 to 760 code for a protein of 208 amino acids. The record is from RefSeq and is a predicted model, not a curated record. The transcript has 2 exons.